AUGGUUGUUCCACCUCCCUCUCCGUCGUCUCAAUUGCCGCUUCCAGCAACACUGGACAGGGUGCAGAUCCUAAGCCUACCGGCCACGGCAUUCUAUAUUGCUGAGUUUAUCACAGAAGAGGAAGAGCGGCAAAUUCUCCAAAGGGUCGAAGCUGCGCCGAAACCGAAGUGGAAGCAACUUUCCCACCGCCGUCUGCAAACAUGGCCGUCCGAUCUCCUUCACGAUAAGCUUCUCGAUGCACCGCUCCCGCCGUGGCUCGUGGACCCUGUCAUCACGCGGCUCCUCACCAUUCCUGUGGGAGCCAACAGGAAUGGCGACGACGGCGAGAAUGACGACCGUGACAACAUAUUCGCCAAUAGCCCACACAAGCGUCCAAACCAUGUCCUAAUCAACGAAUAUCCACCUGGCGUGGGAAUCAUGCCGCACAAGAACAAUGAGGACGGCACUCUGCACACCGAACCCGUGGCGCGGAUUCUCCAAGAACCGCGCAGUCUUCUAAUCACCACCGACAACCUCUACACCGAUUACCUGCACGGCAUUGCCGACAUUGACAAGGACAUCGACCUAUCGGAAGCCACCAUCGCGAACUGGGACCUCUUACAAUCCAAAGAACUGUUUGCCUCUGGGCAGAGCACACGCGAAACUCGCGUCAGCUUGACAUACCGGGACGUAUUGAAAGUAUCGAAGCUGGGUAACAAGUUUGGGAUGUUCAAGCGGCCGUGA
Messenger RNA from Sporothrix brasiliensis 5110, 723 nucleotides. RefSeq lists its product as uncharacterized. Lineage: Eukaryota; Fungi; Ascomycota; Sordariomycetes; Ophiostomatales; Ophiostomataceae. Bases 1 to 723 code for a protein of 240 amino acids. The transcript has 3 exons. The record is from RefSeq and is a predicted model, not a curated record.